Molecule: messenger RNA, 2844 nt
Organism: Rana temporaria (common frog)
Lineage: Eukaryota; Metazoa; Chordata; Amphibia; Anura; Ranidae
Product: adhesive plaque matrix protein-like
Exons: 1
Coding region: 1-2844 (947 amino acids)
Source: RefSeq, a predicted model, not a curated record
AUGACAUUACAGCUCACCUGUGCCAAUCACCGCCAUCUCCACCAACAAACGCCGUCAUCUCCACCAACAAACACCGUCAUCUCCCCCAACAGACACCGUCAUCUCCACCAACAAACACCGUCAUCUCCACCAACCAACACCGUCAUCUCCACCAACAAACACCAUCAUCUCCACCAACAAACACCGUCAUCUCCACCAACAAACACCAUCAUCUCCACCAACAAACACCGUCAUCUCCACCAACAAUCACCGUCAUCUCCACCAACAAUCACCGUCAUCUCCACCAACAAACACCGUCAUCUCCACCAACAAACGCCGUCAUCUCCACCAACAAACACCAUCAUCUCCACCAACAAUCACCGUCAUCUCCACCAACAAACACCGUCAUCUCCACCAACAAACACCGUCAUCUCCACCAACAAACACCGUCAUCUCCACCAACAAACACCGUCAUCUCCACCAACAAACACCGUCAUCUCCACCAACAAACACCGUCAUCUCCACCAACAGACACCGUCAUCUCCACCAACAGACACCGUCAUCUCCACCAACAAACACCGUCAUCUCCACCAACAAACACCGUCAUCUCCACCAACAAACACCGUCAUCUCCACCAACAAACACCGUCAUCUCCACCAACAAACACUGUCAUCUCCACCAACAAACACCGUCAUCUCCACCAACAAACACUGUCAUCUCCGCCAACAAACACCGUCAUCUCCACCAACAAACACCGUCAUCUCCACCAACAAACACCGUCAUCUCCGCCAACAAACACCGUCAUCUCCGCCAACAAACACCGUCAUCUCCGCCAACAAACGCCGUCAUCUCCGCCAACAAACGCCGUCAUCUCCGCCAACAAACGCCGUCAUCUCCGCCAACAAACGCCGUCAUCUCCACCAACAAACGCCGUCAUCUCCACCAACAAACACCGUCAUCUCCACCAACAAACACCGUCAUCUCCACCAACAAACGGCGUCAUCUCCACCAACAAACGCCGUCAUCUCCACCAACAAACACCGUCAUCUCCACCAACAGACACCGUCAUCUCCACCAACAGACACCGUCAUCUCCACCAACAAACACCGUCAUCUCCACCAACAAACACCGUCAUCUCCACCAACAAACACCGUCAUCUCCACCAACAAACACUGUCAUCUCCACCAACAAACACCGUCAUCUCCACCAACAAACACUGUCAUCUCCGCCAACAAACACCGUCAUCUCCACCAACAAACACCGUCAUCUCCACCAACAAACACCGUCAUCUCCGCCAACAAACACCGUCAUCUCCACCAACAAACACCGUCAUCUCCACCAACAAACACUGUCAUCUCCGCCAACAAACACCGUCACCUCCACCAAAAGACGCCGUCAUCUCCACCAACAAACGCCGUCAUCUCCAGCAACAAACACCGUCAUCUCCACCAACAAACGGCGUCAUCUCCACCAACAAACGCCGUCAUCUCCACCAACAAACACCAUCAUCUCCACCAACAAACACCAUCAUCUCCACCAACAAACACCUUCAUCUCCACCAACAAACACCGUCAUCUCCACCAACAAACACCGUCAUCACCACCAACAAACACCGUCAUCUCCACCAACAAACACCGUCAUCUCAACCAACAAACACAGUCAUCUCCACCAACAAACACCGUCAUCUCCACCAACAAACACCAUCAUCUCCACCAACAAACACCGUCAUCUCCACCAACAAACACCGUCAUCACCACCAACAAACACCGUCAUCUCCACCAACAAACACCGUCAUCUCCACCAACAAACACCGUCAUCUCCGCCAACAAACGCCGUCAUCUCCGCCAACAAACACUGUCAUCUCCACCAACAAACACCGUCAUCUCCACCAACAAUCACCGUCAUCUCCACCAACAAACACCGUCAUCACCACCAACAAACACCGUCAUCUCCACCAACAAACACCGUCAUCUCCACCAACAAACACCGUCAUCUCCGCCAACAAACGCCGUCAUCUCCGCCAACAAACACCGUCAUCUCCGCCAACAAACACCGUCAUCUCCACCAACAAACACCGUCAUCUCCACCAACCAACACCGUCAUCUCCACCAACAAACACCGUCAUCUCCACCAACAAACGCCGUCAUCUCCACCAACAAACGCCGUCAUCUCCACCAACAAACACCAUCAUCUCCACCAAAAGACGCCGUCAUCUCCACCAACAAACACCGUCAUCUCCAGCAACAAACACCGUCAUCUCCACCAACAAACGCCGUCAUCUCCACCAACAAACACCGUCAUCUCCACCAACAAACACUGUCAUCUCCACCAACAAACACCGUCAUCUCCAGCAACAAACACCGUCAUCUCCACCAACAAACGCCGUCAUCUCCACCAACAAACACUAUCAUCUCCACCAUCAUCUCCACCAACAAACACCGACAUCUCCACCAACAAACACCGUCAUCUCCACCAACAAACACCGUCAUCUCCACCAACAAACACCGUCAUCUCCACCAACAAACACCGUCAUCUCCACCAACCAACACCGUCAUCUCCACCAACAAACGCCGUCAUCUCCACCAACAAACACCAUCAUCUCCACCAACAAACGCCGUCAUCUCCACCAACAAACACCGUCAUCUCCACCGUCAUCUCCACCAUCAUCUCCACCAACAAACACCGUCAUCUCCACCAACAAACACCAUCAUCUCCGCCAACAAACACCAUCAUCUCCACCAACAAUCGCCGUCAUCUCCACCAACAAACACCGUCAUCUCCACCAACAAACACCGUCAUCUCCACCAACAAUCGCCGUCAUCUCCACCAACAAACGCCGUCAAAUCAUCUGAAAAUUGUUUGUAG